UUCGAUUGCAGCAAGACGACACUCCUGUCAGAUAUAAGAGUGACGACAGGAGACGACGCAGGAGCCGACGUGCUUCGGAGGCCACAGACACAAUGUCGCUUGAUCAGUACCUGAAGAGCUUUCUCGAGACUCUGUGGUGGCAAGAAGCGAAAGUUCGUGGGGGCGAUGACGUGUUUCAACAGGAGUUCGACUCUCUCCGGAAACAGAGUACUCCUGCAGGGGAGAAGAACGCCCAGCAAGCCUUGAAAAACGUCAACAGAUCGAAAAAUCGAUACAAGGAUAUCAUACCCUUCGAUACCUCCAGGGUCGUACUGCCAGAAUAUCCUGGGGUGCCAGGAAGUGAUUAUGUAAAUGCAUCAUUAAUCAAGGGUGCUUCAGGGUCAAGUAGAGCGUAUAUCGCUGCACAAGGACCUCUACCUCAUACAGUUACGGAUUUCUGGCGGAUGAUCUGGGAAUACAACGUUAGCGUGAUCGUGAUGACAUGCAAUGAGAUCGAAGGCGACAGAUACAAGUGCGAGAAGUAUUGGCCGGACCAGAUUGGCGAGCGUCAACAAUACGGGAAUGUUUCGGUCGUUCUGGAGGGGUGGAAAGAAGUCUGUCCUGACUUCCUCGUGCGCACGCUACGCUCCCGAUGCGGUCAAACAACUCGAACCAUCUGUCAGUUCCACUACACCACCUGGCCGGACCACGGAGUGCCUGAAAGCAUCUCACCCUUAGUUGAACUAGUGAGACUCGUCCGUGAUUGUCAACCGAGUGAGGCACUCCCCGUACUAGUCCACUGCUCCGCUGGCUGCGGUCGUACCGGGACAUUCUGCGCGAUCGAUUACGUGCACGGUCUCGUACGCUCGGGGAAGCUCAACACUAAUUUGAAUCUCUUCAAGAUCAUCUCGGAAAUGCGCCAGCAACGGGUUGCCAUGGUGCAAACCAGAGAACAGUACGUACUCGUUCAUAAAGUCGUGGGAGCCCUGUUCGAACAGCAAUUGAAACUGUUGGAUUCCCAUAUAUAUCAAAAUAUUGACACGAUCCAGAAGAACAAGGGCGGUUCCCCGGGUCGUCUCGAGCGGAGCAAAUCAAUGGGUUCGCUCGAAGGCCGGAUCGUCGGCAAAGCGACUGUCAUACGUAGAGCUCAGCCAAAUCAAAGUGCCGGUAGACUAUUCAGCGCGACACUGAUCCCGAAAGGGGAAAACAAUAAUCUCGAAGAAGAGCAACUCAUGAAAACUCGAAGAACAUCCUCGGGUACCCUUUGGACCCAGGUUUGA
Messenger RNA from Galendromus occidentalis (western predatory mite), 1259 nucleotides. Its product is annotated as tyrosine-protein phosphatase non-receptor type 12. Gene Ontology annotation, cellular component: nucleus; cytoplasm. Gene Ontology annotation, molecular function: non-membrane spanning protein tyrosine phosphatase activity. The coding region runs from base 93 to 1259 and encodes 388 amino acids. Gene Ontology annotation, biological process: protein dephosphorylation. Lineage: Eukaryota; Metazoa; Arthropoda; Arachnida; Mesostigmata; Phytoseiidae. The transcript is spliced from 5 exons. The record is from RefSeq and is a predicted model, not a curated record.